AUGGACGGCCACGUCGGGGACCAACCUCGGAAGUUCAUCAUCGGGCUAUACAAGCCCUUGUGUGGUCAUCUUCGCCUUCCAACCCCCUUCGUGCGAGAGAUGGAGCUCGAACAACCACGUCCUCUGAGGUUGCACAUGCAGGGCUGUGGGAACGGCGGUAUGCGAGUCAAUGUCGACUUCCCUGCUCCUCACGUGAUAUACCUCCGCCGCGGCUGGAAGACCUUUGCUCGUGCUCACGGCUUCUCGGAGGGGCACGUCCUCCAGUUCGAACUAAUGGAGAACAGAUUGCUCUGUGUCAAGAUCUUCGGGUGCUCGGGGGGUCGCUUAGGGUGCUGCGCGGAGAGCUCAACCGACGACGAAAACUCCUCCUCAAGCGGGAGCGACGAGGUGGACAGUGGCGACGAUGACGACGGUAGCGGGCAGGGGAGCGAGGACUCUGACUCAGUCUGA
This is a messenger RNA of Aegilops tauschii subsp. strangulata, 450 nucleotides long. The record is from RefSeq and is a predicted model, not a curated record. NCBI's taxonomy places the organism in Eukaryota, Viridiplantae, Streptophyta, Magnoliopsida, Poales, Poaceae.